Messenger RNA from Propithecus coquereli (Coquerel's sifaka), 2539 nucleotides. It is a transcript of the gene CDCA2, whose product is annotated as cell division cycle associated 2. The record is from RefSeq and is a predicted model, not a curated record. Gene Ontology annotation, biological process: regulation of chromosome segregation; regulation of mitotic nuclear division. The coding region runs from base 5 to 2539 and encodes 844 amino acids. Gene Ontology annotation, cellular component: nucleus; chromosome. Lineage: Eukaryota; Metazoa; Chordata; Mammalia; Primates; Indriidae. The transcript has 13 exons.
AGAGAUGGAUGCCAAAUCAAAAGACAAGCCCUCUGAAACCAAAGAGUCUGCUAUCACUAAUGCUGAAAAUGCCUCAUUCAUUUUGGGGACAGGGAAGAGUGUGACUCCUCAGAAGCAUGCAGCAGAAGUACCUCCUAAUCUUUGCACGCCAGAUGCUUUUAAAUCACCUAUGAACUUCUCCACAGUAACCCUAGAACAAUUGGGAAUUACAGCUGAAAGCUUUGUUAAAAACUCUUCAGGAAAGUCAUCAUCCUAUCUUAAAAAAUCCAAACGACGAUCUGCAGUUGGUGCUCGGGGCUCACCUGAAACAAACCAUCUGAUUCGUUUCAUUGCUGAGCAGCAGAGUUUAAGGACUGCUAAGAAGUCUCCUUGGGCACGGGAUUCCCCUGCGCAGGGCAGCCCUGCACUGUAUCGAAAUGUUAACUCUUUAAGAGAGCGAAUAUCCUCUUUCCAGUCAGUUUUUCACUCCAUAAAGGAAAACGAGAAAAUGAAACCCUCUGUCAAGCUGUUUCCGGAGAGCUUACAGGAACAUCGUAACAACCUCUUUGAUGAUACGAUGCAUUCAAAUUUAAUCUCAAAUCUUGCAAAUUGUUACAAAGAACAAAAACUGGAAGAUCAAGAAAAUUGUAAAGCACCGGCCUUUAUAAAUAUAAGGAAGAGGAAGAGAGUUACUUUUGGAGAGGACCUAAGCCCUGAAGUGUUUGACGAGUCUUUGCCAGCGAAUACUCCGCUGCGUAAAGGAGGAACACCCGUCUGCAAGAAGGACUUAAGCGGUGUCAGUUCCAUACUAGAGCAGUCGCCAGUUCCUGAGCGAUUACCUCAACCAAAUUUUGAUGACAAGGGGGAGGAUCUUGAAAACAUAGAACCACUUCAGGUAUCAUUUGCAGUUCUGAGUCCUUCUAAUAAUAAGUCUUCAAUCUCUGAGACUCUUUCAGGCAUGGAUACCUUAAGUCCUUCAAAGAACCACGAGAAAAUAUCCUCUUGUAAAGUUGGUAGAGUAACGCGGACUUCUAACAAAAUAAAUCAAUUGAUCAAUUUUGCAGAAGAGAGUGUUUGCAGCUUAUUUAAUACAGAAGCACAGCCUUGUAAAGAAAAGAAAAUUAAUAGAAGGAAGUCUCAAGAAACCAAGUGCACACACAGACCUAAAAAGAAUCAGGUCUUAAAAAGUUACAGAAAGAGGAAAGGAAGAAAAAAGAAAAGUGUUGAGAAAUCUUUAUAUGGGGAAAGAGACAUUGCUUCCAAGAAGCCCCUCCUAAGUCCAAUUCCUGAGGUGCCUGAGGUCUCUGAGAUGACACCUUCAGUUCCAAGCUUCCGAAGGAUGUAUUCAGAUGAUUUCAACUUAAAUGGUAAACUUGAAGAAGUACAGAUGCCUAAAAAUCUAGUUGAAGGAAAGAAUCUUUUGCCUCAGAAUCCAGAAGAUUUACAUAUGAAUCAAGGCUUUGGUAAACAUGAUGUUUCUGAAUUCUGCUCUGACAUAAAAAGUUCUUCAUUGCUUGAUGAUGCUACUUCCGAUGAAAAUACAAAUACGAAUACUCUGGACAUUGAUGAAAAUGAAAAUAUUCUAAAAGCAGAAAAUCAGUUGGAAAGUAAAAAUAACCCCAAAACUGGGACUGACAGCCAUGUUUCUUGUGCUUCUGUGACUAAAGAACACAUCGUAUCAGAUAAUCCGAAACCUGAUUUCAUCACACAGAAUCAAGAAUUUGCUGCUGGUGGUCAAAAUGCGGAAAACCUUUGUGAAAGCUUGAAAAUUUCAGAAGAUAUAAAGUGUGAAAAACAGGAUGACUGCUUAGUAGCUGUGGAGGGAAAACUGCAGUGCAACCAUUUAAUGUCUGACUCACAAAAAGAAUGUAAUUGUUUAGAAGAUAUCUUAAUUGAAAAUAUGAAGGAAUCUAAAAGCCAAAGUGAGGAUUUGGGAAGCAAAUCUGUAAAAAGCAGUGUUAUGAACUGUAGAGAAAGGAAACAUAGAAGACGCUCUAUGUGUUAUUCUGAUGGUCAGAGUUUACAUUUGGAAAAAACCGGAAAUCACGAACCUUCCUGCAGUGUGGGCAGCUCUGUAGAAGUGAGUUUAGAAAAUUCUCAGCUGUAUAAAGAUUUAUCUGAUGCCAUCGAGCAAACCUUCCAGAGAACAAACAGUGAAACCAGAGUGAGACGUAGCACAAGGCUGCGGAAAGAUUUGGAGGCUGAAGGGCUUGUAUGGGUUUUACUUCCGUUUCCUUCCACUUCCCAAAACACCAAAAGGAGGACAGUAUGUACAUUCGACAGCAGAGGAUUUGAAAGUACGGCUCCCAGAAAAGAUACCGUGUCCUCCAGACAAAAACUGUGUGUGGCACCUUCUGUCUCAGAUAUAGAAAACAUCCAGGGUCCUGCAGCUGAUCCUUCUAGUUUACCUGGCAAGCGGAGGAAGAGCUUUUGUACGUCUACACUCGCAAAUACUAAAACCGCUACCCAGUCAAAACGCUACAGAAGAAGAACCUUUCUCAAUGAGAGGGAAGAAAGCUCUCUAACGGACUUUGGACAGAAUGGAGAGCCAAAACAGUGA